This is a messenger RNA of Wasmannia auropunctata (little fire ant), 2035 nucleotides long. RefSeq lists its product as uncharacterized. The transcript has 5 exons. NCBI's taxonomy places the organism in Eukaryota, Metazoa, Arthropoda, Insecta, Hymenoptera, Formicidae. The record is from RefSeq and is a predicted model, not a curated record. Bases 420 to 1775 code for a protein of 451 amino acids.
AUGGCGGCUACUAGCAGUAAGCCGGUCGGUCUCGCGCGCGCGCCUUUUUCGCAGUUGAGAAACGUGCGAGUGUCAACAAACAACUUUCACUUUCAUAUGAAAACAUCGCAGGUCGAUGAGUAUAGCAACCGACAGCGGCGUAAAGUAUCGAGGUGACACAAUGGAAAAAGAACUGCCAAGACAGUCAGCAAAACGGAUCAAGUUCACGAGGGAAUCGGCUAUCACUGACAUCGCAUCUUCUCUUGAUGACACAGCUAACUCCCUUCAAUCUAUGAGCGAGAGUUUCAGCGACAUUCUAAAAGUGAACACGAGUGUCGUCAGGUAUCUACAGAACGUUGAAAGACGUAAAAAGGCAUUAGAAGUUACAGAGACCGUAAAACAUACAUUCAUCAAGGAGAAACAGUAGUUAGAUUGCGAAAAUGUCUGACGAACGUGCCCAUGCCAUCUCAGUUGUAAACCGUUUUGCCUUGCUAGUCGAAGGAAUGAUUCCCGGUUUUAAGGACCAUCUCGCAGAAGAUGUAGUACUCAAAUGGUUCGGAAAGGUGCAGAUUAGAGGAAGAAAAAACGUAGCUGCCUUUUUGCUGUCCAAUAAAAUGGAGACCUUUCACAUGUUUUCUAAUAUUACGCCAAUUUCCGGUAUCUCUUACGAAAGCAAACGAUCGAAUAGGAAGAUAAAACAGUCCACAGAUCAGAACGCUAACUGCGAAACCUACACGGACAGUUAUUCACACGAAGCACCGGCUUGUUCUUCAUACAAGACUGAAAUGUCAACGACCCAUGAAAAUGUAAAAGAUUGUGAUCAGAAAAGCAAUGGGAACUAUGCGGCUUUCGUAUGUGAAUCAGCUUCUAACGGAUGCGAGUUUCAAAAAAUGUUUGAGGAAACCGAAGAUUUGAGAGUCGAAAAAUGUUUAAGUAAACUGAAAAUAUCGACAAAUUGCGAUCAUAUGAAUAGUAAUAACGAUGUGAAUAAAAAUGAAUUUAGUGCGAAUGCAACCGCCGAGAUGGAUGGCCUAAGUUAUGAUCUUAACGAGAACGAUCUCUAUAAUCUUUUCGAGCCUGAGAUUACGUCUCAGUCUGUCGUCGACAAGAUACAGAACAUUAAUAGGAUAAAAUUGAAAGAGGAAAUGGCACCAACCGUCAGUGCCAUCAACAGAGAGUGCGGUCAAGGAGAUGAACCUGUUACUGCUGAAGCUAACGCGACUAAGUACCUGGAAGCGAGCGGAGAAAUAAAAUUUGUACGAUCAAGUACACAAACAGAUUCUAUGUUGUCGUAUCAUUGGUCAAAACUCGGGCAAAAGAAAGUCUGGAAAAAACGAUGCAACGUGCAGAUGGCGUAUUCACUUUUAAACGAUUUGUCGAAGGCUGCUAAUAAAUGCGACAAUGCGCAGGAAAAUAGUUGUUCCACUUGCAUUUCGAAUCUUUCGGCUAGAGUAGAUCACAGUGCAGGUAAAAUACAAAAAAGUAAAUUGCCAAGUUUAGAAGAGGUAAUCCAAACUAACGAUGCAUUAAUACGGGACGUAAAUUAUUUCGGUGGUUACCUUUAUCCCGUAAACUUCUCGAAGGAUCGCGAAGAAUUGUUAGAAAUGUUCAAGGAAAAGAGUUCCAAUGUGGAUUCUUGCGUACAUUACGUCGACAAUAAAUGGGUCUUCCAUGUUCAAAAUAAAAAACCGUUUAAUGUCACGUAUCAAAUCCACGAGCUCGUUUAUUCGAAAGUCAAGGUAAAAAAAUUCGACACGUGUGGAACAGCACAGGUGAAAAAUAUAACUUUAGCAUAACUUUGCGCGGCCGAAUGACAAUUGCGUGUGUGUUUGGUCUCGGUUAGGUAAUAUCGUCAGAAGUGAAUCAAUUGGCCGGAUACGCGAAUUUUCAUUUGUAACGAAUAGAAGGCUGUUUCCUGUGUUAAUCGAGAAAUCGUUUAACUCUGGCAAGGUUACAAAAAACUUAAGACUUGCAAGAGAGUUUGUACGAAUAUUUUGAAAAAUAGUAUAAUAUGUACUUAUAAUCCACAUCGAAAGUAUCAUAAACAUUUACAUUA